CUAUAAAUACAUAAGAAUGCCUUCUCUUCCGAAGAGUGUGCAUGAUAACUGUUUGACGAAAUGUCAACAAUGAUUCAUCUAUCGAUAGUGUUCUUCUUCUUGUUUUCAAAUGCUCUUGUUUACAGAGUUUCUCAUGCUUCCUCUUACUCCCGUCUCAUAAGCAGUGGUGUUGACCAUGACCAUCGUCUUCAUUCUCCCAUUAAUGAACAACCACUCGCCAAAAUCGCCAUUCACAAGACUGUUAUCGCUCUCCAUGAAUCAGCUUCCAUUCGUUCUAACCCUUUGCUACUAGGAUUCAAGGGCGAGGAUGCUGAAUGGGUCAACGUAGAGCUUGAGUACGCUGAAGCAUCUGAGGACGAUUGGGUUGGAGUUUUUUCACCAGCGAAGUUCAAUUCAUCAGAUUGUUCAUCUGAAGCUGGUAACUGGCCGGAGACUCCAUACUUAUGCACAGCUCCAAUUAAGUACAAGUUCGCAAAUCACUCCACUGUCGAUUAUGUUGAAACAGGAAAAGCUACUCUCAGCUUCCGGAUCAUCAAUCAACGUGCAGAUUUCGCGUUUGCGUUAUUCACAGGCGGAUUAGAAACUCCGAAAUUGGUUGCUGUUUCUGAUCCUAUAUCAUUUGCAAACCCUAAAGCUCCUUUAUACCCUCGUCUUGCCCAUGGAAAAGCUUGGGAUGAGAUGACUGUAACUUGGACCAGUGGUUAUAACAUUGAUGAAGCAACUCCACUUGUUGAAUGGGGAUGGAAGGGCCAAAUAAAAAAGCUUUCUCCAGCAGGGACGUUGACUUUUACACGUGGCAGCAUGUGUGGUCCACCUGCACGUACAGUUGGAUGGCGUGACCCUGGUUUUAUCCACACUAGUUUCUUAAAGGAAUUGUGGCCAAACACCAUGUAUGAAUAUAGAAUGGGACAUAUGCUUUCAAAUGGAUCAAUCAUUUAUAGUAAAAUGUACACAUUCAAAUCAUCUCCAUAUCCAGGACAGGAUUCACUUCAGCGUGUUAUCAUAUUUGGAGACAUGGGAAAGGCGGAACGUGACGGGUCAAAUGAGUAUGCAAAUUAUCAGCCAGGAUCACUCAUUACUACAGACCAAUUAGUUAGUGACCUUGACAACUAUGAUAUAGUGUUUCAUAUAGGAGAUUUACCAUAUGCCAAUGGAUUUCUCUCGCAAUGGGAUCAAUUCACAUCACAAGUCGAACCCAUUUCAUCUGUAAAGCCAUAUAUGAUUGCGAGUGGCAACCAUGAACGUGAUUUUCCUAAUUCUGGAUCUUUUUACGACACUCCUGAUUCAGGCGGGGAGUGUGGUGUGCCUGCUGAGUCCAUGUACUAUGUUCCCGCAGAUAACAGAGCUAAAUUCUGGUAUGCAACAGAUUAUGGGAUGUUUCACUUUUGUAUAGCGGAUUCAGAGCAUGAUUGGAGGGAGGGUUCAGAACAAUAUGCAUGGAUAGAAAAAUGUCUUGCAUCAGUUGACAGACAAAAACAACCAUGGUUGAUCUUUGCUGCUCAUCGUGUUCUUGGUUAUUCUUCUAAUAGUUGGUUAGCCAAUGAGGGUGCAUUUGAAGAGCCCAUGGGACGUGCGAAUUUGCAAAAGUUAUGGCAAAAAUACAAAGUGGACAUCGCGUUGUAUGGGCAUGUCCAUAAUUAUGAAAGGACAUGUCCUAUAUACCAGAACCAAUGUGUGAACUCGGAGAUAUCGCAGUAUUCUGGUACAGUGAAUGGAACGAUUCAUGUUGUUGUUGGUGGAGGAGGGAGCCAUUUGUCGGAUUUUACUGAGAUAAAUACGUUUUGGAGUUUGUAUAAAGAUCAAGAUUGGGGAUUUGUGAAACUUACUGCUUUUAACCAUUCUUCGCUUCUAUUUGAGUACAAGAAGAGUAGUGAUGGUUUGGUUUAUGAUAAUUUCACAAUUUCAAGAGACUAUAGAGAUGUAUUAGCAUGUGUGCAUGAUGGAUGUGAACCUACCACGUUGGCAACUUAAAAAAAAAUUGUCUUGAUAGUAAGACUUAAGGAUUCAACUGUACCAAUAAUGUUUGUAGGUGCUAUCUUUGUAAUUCUUGCUUAUUACUAAAUAACCAAGUUUCAAUUAUAAUGUAUAUGUUUCGUUAUUA
Molecule: messenger RNA, 2101 nt
Organism: Lactuca saligna
Lineage: Eukaryota; Viridiplantae; Streptophyta; Magnoliopsida; Asterales; Asteraceae
Source: the annotation of a GenBank genome assembly